Molecule: messenger RNA, 1140 nt
Organism: Aspergillus sclerotioniger CBS 115572
Lineage: Eukaryota; Fungi; Ascomycota; Eurotiomycetes; Eurotiales; Aspergillaceae
Product: mitochondrial 54S ribosomal protein mL58
Exons: 2
Coding region: 323-928 (201 amino acids)
Cellular component (GO): mitochondrial large ribosomal subunit
Molecular function (GO): structural constituent of ribosome
Source: RefSeq, a predicted model, not a curated record
UUCACAUUAAUCGAGAUAGAGUAGCAAAUUCCUAGCAAUUACUAUUCAAGAAGUUUAAGGUGAAGGUCAGAGACUGUAUGGACUAUGUAUUGUAUCAAAACACUCGUAUAUGCAAAUAGUUAGACUAGUUGUUAGGCUAUUACGGUCACAGGGUCACGAGACUAGGAGCUCGGAAAAAGUCGACGCCAAAUUCAUUUGGUACCUCCCCGACAAACCUCCAUCCGGCAUUUUGUUGUCGCAUCUGGCACAAUCAGUUCCUUCUCCAGCUGUAUAGGUCAUCUGUUAUCGUCACAGGACACCAGUGGAUUGGACUCUGGUUGUGAUGGCGAAUCGCCUGACAGCUCCCAGGAGGCCUCUUCUGACCCUUCCGUUCCUUCUGUCCUCUCCUUUUGAGUGCGUUGCUCUAGGCUUGCAACGGAACCAGUCUUCAUACCGGCGCACAAAGCAGCGUCUCCGUGUUAAACCUGAUGCUUCAUUUGGCUCUUCUUUGAGCCACCCUCAAGAGGACCACAUCAUCUACAAUCCACCUUCCAGCGCACCUUCAGUGUACCACACGCCGACGAAAUUUUUACCUUCCGAUGAUAUCCGGAGAAACCUACGCACUACGUCGGUCAUUGACAAUAACGCUCAGUCGCUUCCUCCCGCAGUCAGGGCGUCGACUGACAAGAAAUAUCACCUAAAUCCGUCGGACAUACGAGAGAUUCGCCGGCUUAGAGCUACCGAUCCCAUGACGUGGAGUCGGUCGAAGUUGGCCAAGCGCUUCGAUUGUUCCGCCACGUUCAUUGCACUGGUGUGUGAGGCUAGUUCUCAGAAGAAAGAAAUUCAAAAGCGAGUCCUGGAAGCAGUGCAAUCGAGAUGGGGCUCAAAACGUCGGAUGGCUAGAGAAGACCGACAGUUGCGAAAGGAGACCUGGGGAAGGGAUCAGUAAAGCCCUAACUAGCUUUCAUUCCCCGUUGGCCAUUACAUCAAGCACACUAUCUAUUUCUCGCUUUGUUUUGCAUUGUAGCUUGGGCUUACCAAACUCCAUAACUUCCACGACAUUCAUACUGGAGCUCAAUCUUUUUAUAAAAUCAUGUAUUCUAGCGUCAUUAGUACUGGAAAUGUAUUGUAUUUUUAAAUGUGCAGUGGAUUUAUUAGCAC